AGCCAUCUCUGAGAAGAGGAACUGUGACGAUUUUGUUGGACGUGGAGGAGGUUUUAGCACUUUACCAAAUACGGCAGUGUGGGGCGUGGGACCCACAGCCCGCAGACAUAUCGCUGGAUGACGGAGGGGAUGCGCCGAGGAACUUUAAGCUUUAACAUUAUUGUGAAAUAAAACUCCUGGCUCAGAAAUCGAUUAUGAGCCAAAUGCCCACUCAGUAGAGAAGAAGGAGGAUCUGACAUUCAGUACAAGACUCAUCUUAAAUCUUGCAGGACUAUUAAAGUCACUUUCACCUCCUGACAGACUGUAACAUCCCAAUCAUGCCAUUGAUUGUGGUCCCUACUUCCCAGUUGCUCUGGAUGCGAGUAGCUGCCCUGUUAUUCAGCUGUGUGGCAUUUAGUGUCGCUGCACAUGGAGCUCAUCUGCGCCCCGGAGGCAUGGCUGACUGGUGCAUCUUCUGCUGGGCGUUCAGCUUCGCUUGCACUCUGCUGGUCCUGCUGGUAGAGUUGUUUGGCCUCCAGGCCCGGGUGCCAGUUUCCUGGUCCAACUUCCCCAUCACUGUUGCCUGCUACGCCGCCCUACUCUGCCUUUCAGCAUCCAUCAUCUUCCCAGUCUUCUUCCUUAAAUACGAGUCGCCCUAUGGUGAAACUCGUGACCAUCGCAUCGUUUCCACAGUCUUCUCCUGCCUGGCAGCGGUUGCCUACAUGGGGGAGGUGAGCCUGUCUAAAGCAAGGCCAGGAGAGGUGGCAGGUUACAUGGCUACAGCUCCGGGCUUACUGAAAGUGUGCCAGACCUUUUUGGCCUGUAUUAUCUUCAUCCUGAUCAGCAGCCCCGUGACAUACGACCAUCAUCCAGCACUGAAGUGGUGCAUGGCAGUGUACUGCAUCUGCUUCAUCCUCUCCAUGGCUGUGGUGGUGCUGUGUGUGGGAGAGUGGACCGGCUGUCUCCCCAUCUCAUUCUCCAAAUUCCUUUCGGCAUAUGGGCUCCUGGCGGUUAUCAUGUAUUUGACUGCCACCAUCCUCUGGCCCGUGUUCCAGUUUAACAAGAAUUACGGGAGAAACGAUGACUCAAAAACAAUCGCUGCAGCUGUGCUCACUGCCAUCAAUUUCCUGCUUUACGUUGCAGACCUAGUCUACAGUGCCAGGUUAGUGUUUGUCAGUGGCUGAGAAGAAGAGAGAUGUAGUGAACAAUAGCUUUGCAGAGCUAAUGUUAACCCCUCCCUAAUGUCAAAAUCCUGAAUUUUUUUAAAAAAAUCCUGAAAUCCUACAAAGGAGUCCCAGAUUUGAAAAGCCUGUUUUGCCUGUGAGUAUGUAUUUAUUUGAGUGGGAUCAAAUAAUUGCCACACAGUAUUUAAUCUCUAAUGUGAAAUGAUAUGUGCAACACAACUCAAACAUCAGCUAUCAAAGUGUGAGAUUUCACAUAAUCGUGUGGGGAAAAGUACAUUAUAUUCUAUUAAAGCCAAUAAAGUCAGCACACUGGAGCACAGGGGAGUGGCAAAAUUGGGCACUUGCAUUUCAACACGCUUUAACUGAAAGAUCAUCAUCCUUUUUGUAAUCUUUUGUUAAUAAUGCUUUAAAAUCAUAUCAGUAUCAAUAUCAUAAUAAUACCAACAAAGUGUUCUGAUAUUUGUAUUUGUUAAAGAAAUAAAGCUUUUACAAUAAAACAAAUA
Molecule: messenger RNA, 1666 nt
Organism: Oreochromis aureus
Lineage: Eukaryota; Metazoa; Chordata; Actinopteri; Cichliformes; Cichlidae
Gene: myadma
Product: myeloid associated differentiation marker a
Exons: 2
Coding region: 318-1163 (281 amino acids)
Cellular component (GO): membrane
Source: RefSeq, a predicted model, not a curated record